UGAUGCCAAUCCCCAGGCUCCCCGUCGACACUGAGCUCGCGCCCUUGGACAUUCUCUUCCCCAAUCCCCUUCCUUGGCUCGCGCUCCCCCGCUCAUUCUCGCGCCCCCAAUCCCGCCGGCGGACGCGCCGCCACCGUGUCCCUGUCUCCUCCCGGCGUAGACCGCCCGCCACCCUCCGCAGGAUUUACAUUUCUGUGCCUCCCCCUGGCUGGCGGCCAUGAUUGACUGCCCGCGGCUGCUUCUUCCUGCCGCUCGCGCCGCUCCUUACCCGCGGUCCUCUGCUUGCCCGAGGCUAGACACCGGGCACGCACCCUUCUCGCUUUCAUACCGGCGCCGCCGCCGGUCUUCAGUUCAGGUGCAAUCUGCAUCCACCGGGGCGGGGAGCCAGUCAAGCGUCGUGGACGAGUCGGAGACCGUCGAAUGGGCCAUGCAGGACUUCUACGCUUUGCGCAAGGAAGUUGAGUUGGCCGUAGAGCGUGUCGAUGAAGUCAGGCAGGCUGCUGGGCUGGAACAGCUUGUGGAGGAAAUCGCUUCGCUCGAGAACAAGUCCGGAGAUAGUACCUUGUGGGACGACCCUUCCAAGGCGCAGGAGUUGCUUGUUGCUCUGACAGAGGUCAAAGAGAAAGUCAGGCUUCUCAAUGAUUUUAAGUUGCAGGUUGAAGAAGCAGAUACCAUUGUGAAGCUUACAGAGGAGUUAGAUUCCAUAGAUACAGGUCUUCUUGAGGAGGCCUCAAAGAUUAUAAAGGCAUUGAAUAAAGCACUAGACAAUUUUGAGAUGACACGGCUUCUUUCUGGACCUUAUGACAAGGAAGGUGCUGUAAUUACUAUUUCUGCAGGUGCUGGGGGCACAGACGCCCAAGACUGGGCUGACAUGUUACUCAGGAUGUAUGUUAGGUGGGGAGAGAAGCAGCGCUACAAGUCAAGAGUGGUAGAGAAAUCGCCUGGCGAAGAGGCUGGGAUAAAAUCAGCAACCGUUGAAUUAGAGGGAAGAUAUGCCUAUGGGUAUCUUUCAGGGGAGAAAGGGACACACAGGAUUGUCCGGCAGUCUCCAUUCAAUGCUAAAGGCCUUCGACAGACCAGCUUUGCUGGUGUUGAGGUCAUGCCUCUUUUACAGGAGGAAUCCUUGGAUGUAGAAAUUCCUGAAGAGGAUCUGGAGAUAAGUUUCACGAGAGCUGGAGGGAAAGGAGGCCAGAAUGUAAACAAAGUGGAGACGGCUGUUCGCAUGGUCCAUAUUCCCACUGGCAUCGCUGUUCGUUGCGCAGAAGAGAGGAGUCAGCUAGCAAACAAAAUAAAGGCCCUAAGACGGCUGAAAGCAAAGCUUCUGGUGAUUGCAGAGGAGCAGCGUGCGUCAGAGAUCAAGCAGAUCCGUGGUGACGCUGUAAAGGCAGAGUGGGGGCAACAGAUACGAAACUAUGUCUUCCACCCCUACAAGCUUGUCAAGGACGUCCGAACGGCGUGUGAGACGUCAGACAUCGGUGGUGUCAUGGACGGCGAGCUGGAUCCCUUCAUCAAAGCCUACCUUCAGUACAAGCUCUCUGCUGCUGCCGACGAACAAAGCGCUAAAUGAUUAUGACAUCGAAAAUUCAAGGUGGUAGUAGAAAUUUUGAUGUGAAGUUUUUUUCGAUAAAGGGAAUAUAUUAAUA
Lolium perenne is the source of this 1643-nucleotide messenger RNA. Its product is annotated as peptide chain release factor PrfB1, chloroplastic. Gene Ontology annotation, biological process: translational termination. The record is from RefSeq and is a predicted model, not a curated record. Gene Ontology annotation, molecular function: translation release factor activity, codon specific. NCBI's taxonomy places the organism in Eukaryota, Viridiplantae, Streptophyta, Magnoliopsida, Poales, Poaceae. Gene Ontology annotation, cellular component: cytoplasm.